Messenger RNA from Phalaenopsis equestris, 621 nucleotides. RefSeq names its product protein DETOXIFICATION 40-like. The record is from RefSeq and is a predicted model, not a curated record. Gene Ontology annotation, cellular component: membrane. NCBI's taxonomy places the organism in Eukaryota, Viridiplantae, Streptophyta, Magnoliopsida, Asparagales, Orchidaceae. Gene Ontology annotation, biological process: transmembrane transport. Gene Ontology annotation, molecular function: xenobiotic transmembrane transporter activity; antiporter activity.
CGCCUAACAUCCGAUCCAUUAAACGGAGCGACCGCGACGACCGAGACAAGAAAUCCCUCGUCAUCCCAUUCAAUGGCCGGCGUUGAGGACGGAGAACACGGCGGUUCCGGCGGCCUCCUCGAGUCAAUAUUGAGCUCCCCAACUCUUCCCCUCCGCCGGCGCCUCCUCCUCGCCUCCCGAGUAGAAAUCCGCCUCCUCCUCCACCUCGCCGCCCCCGCCGUGAUCGUCUAUAUGGUCAACUAUGUCAUGUCGAUGUCGACCCAGAUAUUUUCCGGUCAUCUCGGAAACCUCCAGCUCGCUGCUGCCUCCCUCGGCAACACCGGCAUCCAGGUUUUCGCCUACGGCCUCAUGCUCGGCAUGGGAUCCGCCGUCGAAACCCUUUGCGGCCAGGCUUACGGAGCCCAGAAGUACGACACGCUCGGCAUCUACAUGCAGCGCUCCAUCGUUCUCCUCACCUCCACCGGAAUCCCCCUCGCAAUCGCCUAUGCCUUUUCGCGCCCGAUUCUAAUUCUUCUCGGACAGUCGCCGGAGAUCGCCAAGGCUGCAUCCAUCUUCGUCUACGGACUAAUUCCCCAAAUCUUCGCCUACGCCGCCAAUUUCCCCAUUCAGAAGUUUCUGCAA